Messenger RNA from Arachis stenosperma, 1428 nucleotides. Its product is annotated as SPX domain-containing protein 1-like. The transcript has 3 exons. The record is from RefSeq and is a predicted model, not a curated record. Gene Ontology annotation, biological process: cellular response to phosphate starvation. Lineage: Eukaryota; Viridiplantae; Streptophyta; Magnoliopsida; Fabales; Fabaceae. Bases 255 to 1118 code for a protein of 287 amino acids.
AUAUUCUCUUCUCCUAUACCGUUAUAUCUCUCACCUUCUCUCACUUCUCCCCUCUCCUCCUCCUCUUCUUCCCUAUCAUCGCAUUCGCAACCAAACUCAUAUAUAUUCUUUCGCCUUCACACAUUCCUCUAUAUUUAUUAUUUCUUCACACAUACUAUACCAUACCAAUUACCAACUCAUACAAAUCACUACCUUCUUUUUUCUUUCAUCUGAAAUUUCAUCUUUCUGUUCGUUUUUUUCUUUAACGGAAAGCCAUGAAAUUCGGAAAGAGCCUGAGUAACCAGAUCGAGAAAACCCUACCGGAAUGGCGCGACAAGUUCCUCUCCUACAAGGAACUCAAGAAGAAGCUCAAGCAAUUGGACCCUGCUCCUAAGUCCGACGACCGCCCUGCCAAACGCCCUAGGCUCGACGCCGCCGGAGAUUCCGACGCCGCUGCACCGGAAAUCUCCAAGGAGGAACUUGACUUCAGGAAUCUCCUUGAAAAAGAGCUCGAGAAAUUCAAUAACUUCUUCGUCGAGAAGGAGGAAGAGUACAUUAUCAGGCUCAAGGAGCUUCAGGACAGGGUGGCCAAGGUGAAGGUUUCCAGUGAAGAGUUGAUGAAAAUUCGCAAGGAAAUUGUGGAUUUUCAUGGAGAGAUGGUCUUGCUGGAGAACUACAGUGCCCUUAACUACACAGGGCUAGUGAAAAUACUGAAAAAGUAUGACAAGAGAACUGGUGCUCUCAUCCGGUUGCCCUUCAUACAGAAGGUCUUGCAACAACCUUUCUUUACCACUGAUCUGCUCUACAAGCUAGUGAAGGAGUGCGAAGCAAUGCUUGAUCGUCUUUUCCCAGUGAUUGAUUCUCCACCUUCUGGCGAGACAACUCCCCAAGCUGAAGGAUGUGGUCCUUCAACUUCCACCACUACCAAGAGCAAUGGUUUCUUGAUACCUAAGGAAUUAUCAGAGAUCGAGUACAUGGAGAGCCUCUACAUGAAGAGUACUAUAUCAGCAUUGCACGUAUUGCAGGAAAUUAGAAGCGGGAGCUCGACAGUUAGUGUUUUUUCGUUGCCGCCACUGAAGAUUAGUGGAUUGGAAGAAACAUGGAAGAAAGUUCCAGUUCUGGAACAAGCGGCCAAGUAACUUGCUUGGUUGCUUUUCACGGCAGUGUGGUGGGGAUGGCUUCUCUGUCCCACCCUUUUUCCCUGAAAUCCGCCUUUGUUAUGCACGGCUUAGAUACUAACACUGAUGUAAUUCUAAAUGUAAAGAUGGAAUUAAUUUUUAUAUAAUCAUAGGGUUCCAUAUAAUAAAGAGUCUGGAAAUCACAGUUGUUCUGUUUUGGCUGUUGAUAGUUCGUUGACGGUCAUAUUCUAUAUCUGUAGUUAAUACUUAAUAGUUAUAUAUUUUGUAUCUGCUUCAUACUAUAAUGUUAUAGGUUCCAAUUUGAAAAUCA